AUGUGUUUUAAUUAUUUUGAUUUCUAUCAAUUAUAUGAAACACUUUUCUGUUUAAAUCAACGUUUCAACAAAUUAAUUCUAUAUGAAGCAAGAAUUCAUGUUGAUUUUGGUGCAAUUCCAAAUGGAAAAUUUUUAACUUUUUGUUUUAAUUUAAAUCAGUUAACAAAUACAAGUAAAAACUAUCCAUUAUCAAUUCGGGCUGAUAAUGAAGAUCAAUUUAAUAUAUUUUUCGAAGAUGAUUUAUUCAAAGAUAAAUUUUCUAAACUAAAAUCAUUAACAAUAAAUGAUAUAAAACUUGCAACAUUAAGCAACAUAAUAUUUGACAAAAAAAUAAAAUUAUAUGAAACAUUAGAACGAUUAAGUUUAAUGGAAAAUAUCAGUGGAGAAGACUAUGAAAUAGAAGAAUUAUGUAAUAAUUUAAUAUCAUCAAAAAUGAAAUCAUUAAAAUAUUUGAAUUUGAAUUUUGAAAUACAUGAUUGUGAAUGUGAACAUGACAUGUACAAACAUGAAAAUUAUGUUGAUUUAAAUUUUGAAGAAUUGUCAAUAAGAAAAAACUCAUUAAGUAAUUUAGAAACAAUUAUUAUUGGUUGUAAGUUAUCAAAAUUGUAUCUUUUUUUAUAUACAUGUAUAGUGACGAACAAAAUUUUAGAGCCUUUUUAUUUUAUGAAUUAUUUUGCUAAAAGGGAUUUGUUGAAGACAUCUAAAUAGCGAUUUGAAUAGGCAAUGAAGAGCUCUAUUUAAGGCAUCAUAUACCAGAAUUUCAUCGAUAGAAUAUGACGGCAAGAUUUCUAAAAAACUGAAAAACGUAUUUUUCAGGUCCUUGAAAACUUUGUGGAAAUUGGUUUUUGAUAAUGCCAUCUUAAAGAGCGUAAAGUUCUGAACAAAAUAAGGGGGCGCUGUGUGUUUUACGAUCUUCUCUUCAGCAGUUGUAGGC
Messenger RNA from Rotaria sp. Silwood2, 934 nucleotides. Lineage: Eukaryota; Metazoa; Rotifera; Eurotatoria; Philodinida; Philodinidae. The record is from the annotation of a GenBank genome assembly.